AGCAAGAAGUGUUCUCGGCUGCUGCUCUGAUAAUUCAAGAAAAUUUCCGUUUCCUUUCAAGGAGAAAUCUCCGAGUCAUUUCUGUAGAAUGGAAGCGAAAUUUGUAAUCACCAUUUCCCUCUUGGCGCUCAUGGCAGACCUACCUGGAACAAAAGGACGAAGAUGUGAAAGGUGUAAAGUGAACGAGGCGUCACCCCUCCCUGUCGACUUCUCGCGUUUAUGUGGGGAUAGCAUAAUCACGGUUUUUGACAAGAUCUGUUCAGUGUCCGCGAGACGAGGGCGCAAAAGAGAUAUGAGCACUGAUCUGUUUGUUCAAACGAAAAAUGAAGCGCAAGACUAUCUCUCAUACCAAAGAAGGAAACGGGGUGGAGGGACGAAUAUCUACGAGGAUUGCUGUGGUGAAAGGUGUAGAAUCGAAGAAAUUAAGGAAUAUUGCUAAGCUGACGAUGUGGAUAGCUUUGUGUUAAAUAAAGCCUCUUAGACUGUAUGGAUAUCAAGUUAGUUUUGUCGACUAGUCGAUCAUAUAGUACGGUUGUCUCGCUCCUUCCCAGCUGCUGUUUGGUCUCACCUCCAGCCACGCUCUCACAGGCCCUACUAAUUGUUAGGAAAUGGUCGUGAUAAGAAACAAAUAUAAGAAAUGAAAUGAAAAGGACGAAAAUAAACUGAAAGAGACUAUUUGUGGCCACUGGUCUUCAAGUGUGAGUUCUUAGGCAGUUUGAAUGAUUGGCAAUUCUGAAAAAUUUGAAUGCUGGGGUGCUUAGUGCUUAGUUUACCAAUCAGUGGAUCCCUUCCUUGCAAAUAUUUUUAAUUUUUAAGUAUAAAGGCAACCAUAAGAUCAUGCAUUCUGUUGCCUUUAAAAUCUUCAGUUUACCCUAUCUUUUCUGCUUGGGAACUAGAAUUUUUUCGUAAUGAAAAGGUCGCUUGACAAACUAGGGCAAACAGCCCAUAGGGACGAGUCAAAGAGGAGUUUGCCUUAAUUACGUAAAAUAAACUCCCAACUAUACUGGGAUCGUUACAUCUUCAAAACAAAAGCAACGUCAGGGCGGGUGUGAAACUUUCCAAAAAAGUAAGGUUACUGAUUUGGCUCAACUUUAGGAGCCAUCACUUACACCAGAAUUAUCACACGAUAACUUGUCGGGCACCAGCCUUUCCUUUUAGCUCUUUGUUAUUUACGAUAUGUAAAGCAAAACCUAGGGUAGCUACCCUCAAACAAAAUUGAUUUGUCUACAUGCAGCGCAUGGCUAAACAUAAUUCAUGUUACACAAUGUAAUUAAGGGUAUUGAUGAAAUUUUUUCUUCUCGUCCAAAUGCUUUCCUUUUCCAUUAACCAACUAGUAUGUGCUCAGUCUUCUUAUUCAUCAGU
Messenger RNA from Stylophora pistillata, 1362 nucleotides. RefSeq names its product insulin-like peptide IlO1_i1. Lineage: Eukaryota; Metazoa; Cnidaria; Anthozoa; Scleractinia; Pocilloporidae. The record is from RefSeq and is a predicted model, not a curated record. Gene Ontology annotation, cellular component: extracellular region. Gene Ontology annotation, molecular function: hormone activity.